AUGGACCCAACCCCAAUAUACCAUCAUAUCCAAGAUCGUUAUGGUGAAUUGGCCGAUCGAUCUUCCACCAACGAGCAGAAGGAAGCCGAGAAGAAUAUUGCCCAAGCAUUUGGCUACGACUCUGCAGACCUCAGGUCAAUUCCCCGGGCUGCAAACCUUGGAGUGAGCUGUGGGAAUCCCUUGGCCCUAGCUAACUUGCGAGAGGGCGAAACAGUGAUUGAUCUCGGGAGUGGCGGUGGCAUCGACGUCCUGCUGGCAGCCAAAAAAGUCGGCCCGAAAGGGAAAGCCAUUGGUGUGGACAUGACGAAGAAAGCGGGUGGUUUCAACGCGUCCUUCAUCGAAGCUUCGAUCACGUCUAUCCCUCUGGCAGACGCCACCGCCGACUGCAUUAUCAGCAACUGCGUAGUGAAUCUCGUUCCUACAGCUGAUAAGCAUCUUGCGUUCAACGAGAUGUUCCGCUUGCUGGGACCCGGAGGCCGUCUUGCCAUCAGUGAUAUCCUGACUCGAAGGGAACUCCCCCAAAAGUGGUCAACAGUCUAUCUUUCUACGUGGGAUGCAUCGCAGGGGCGAGCCAGGUCCAUGAAUAUCGUGAUUGUUGAUACCCACAGUGACAUCAACAUUUACAAAGAUUUGGUUCAGGGUCAGAUGGAUUCUGGAGAGACAAACGACCGGUCGGAACCAUCCGGUUGCUGUGGAGGAGCACAAGAAAAGAAUGACACUGAGGAAGACUUGCUGGAGUGUGACUUCAAUGAAUGGGCUGGCUCGUUUCAAAUUUAUGCGGUCAAGCAGUAG
Penicillium verrucosum is the source of this 792-nucleotide messenger RNA. RefSeq lists its product as uncharacterized. The transcript is spliced from 5 exons. The coding region runs from base 1 to 792 and encodes 263 amino acids. The record is from RefSeq and is a predicted model, not a curated record. Gene Ontology annotation, molecular function: methyltransferase activity. NCBI's taxonomy places the organism in Eukaryota, Fungi, Ascomycota, Eurotiomycetes, Eurotiales, Aspergillaceae.